Molecule: messenger RNA, 2120 nt
Organism: Acanthoscelides obtectus
Lineage: Eukaryota; Metazoa; Arthropoda; Insecta; Coleoptera; Chrysomelidae
Source: the annotation of a GenBank genome assembly
CUGAAAUUCAUUUUUGCAUUGUUAAAACGAUUAUUAUUUAUUGGUUUCUGGUUCCUGUUAAACUCCUUUUAAAAUUGAUAACUGUUAAUUCGGAUACUAAGCGCAUAUUCACAUCACUAACAAAACACCUAGGAUCUUUCUGUUCUCUGUUGCCGUUGGAGCAGCAUUGCCACACCACAGUUCUAGUUCUGCUAUAUGCUACCUUUGACCCUUAGACUAGAAGCACAUAUGUUGAACAUUGUUUAUUUAAAUUUUCGCCAUUUUGCACUCUGAUUUAUGUAUAGUCCGAAACUGUAUUACUCUAUUACUUGACGUUAUGCAUGAUUGUAAAAAUCCACAGCACUGUUGUGCCCACCUAGAUGAAUCCUGGAGACCCAAAUACCUACCUCUCGUUCCUCUGAGUGACUGUUUGAUUUUGGUGGCAUAUUUUAAACAACUUUUUAACUUUGGGGAAUGUUUUCAUUGCCGUUUAAGCUACUCAACACAAAUAGUCAUAUUCAUUUAGAUUUAGACAGUGUGGCUUAAAAGCGACAUUCAUCAUAUUAUAACUUUUUAAUGUUUGUUAUUGGCAACGCUGUCUGCCUAUUUCCAGUUGCUAUGCCUGUGUCUCUCUCUUACUCACUCUAGUUAUGGGACUGUUUACCAGUUUUCAGUGAUUUUUAGUCUCACCGUCUCACUCUUCCACUUCCCUUGAUCGAAUAAACAUGGCAGACAUUUCGAAAGAAGAUCUCCGCAAAGAAAUUGCCGCCAUCUUAAAAGAUGCCGACUUAUCUUCCACAUCCGCUAAAAAGGUGCGACAAGAGUUGGAAGAAAAGCUGGAUGCGAAUUUGCAAUCAAGAAAGAAGGAAAUUGAUGAUCUGGUCAUGGAGUUUGUAAGCUCAAAACAGGACAAGAAGAAGAAGGGGAAGAAAGCAGAUUCUGAAGAGGAUGAGGAGGAAGAAGAAGAAGAGGAAGAAGAGGAAUCUGAAGAUGAUAAGAAGAAAAAGAGAGCAUCCACGGGAAAGAAACCAGCUGCUAAGAAAGCCAAGAAAACUUCUGAUGAUUCUGCCAGUGAACAAAGCGAAGCUGAUUCUGAAGAGGAAUACAGUCCUAAGAAAGCAAAGCCUGUCAAGACCCGCAAACUUCCUCCCAAGAAGAAGAAGGGCUCAGAGUCUGAUUCUGAUGAAGACUGGGGCAAAAAGAAGGGGAAAAAGGGUGGCGGCAAAAAGGGUGGCAGUGGAUACACCAAGACCAUGACUUUAUCUCCAGAGUUAGCGGCUCUGGUUGGAUCAGACUCGAUGGCCAGACAUGAGGUGGUCAAAAAGGUAUGGGCCAUCAUCAAAGAAAAGAACCUCUAUGACCCCACCAACAAGCAGUAUGCCAUAUGUGAUGCUGCUUUGAUGAAAGUUAUCGGAGUAAAGCGUUUCCGUACCUUUGGUAUGAUGAAAUAUCUAAAAAAUCACUUUAUCAGUUAAAUUGUUACAAUGAAACCACUCUACUAGCGUAUCACAGUUCUGUGCUAUGUUCAUGUUUUGAUUUUUGACGUGUUCGAAGUAAUUGUGUUCUUUCUUCAAAGCAUUGUGCAUCUUGAAAAAAUGUUUUAUAAAGUAUGAUUGGACUUUAUGAUGUAAUAUCAUUUACAUUCUCUGUGUGUACUUCGUCGUGUCAAAAGGAAAUAGUAUUCAGUGUUCUGAUUUUAUUUUAUCCAAUAUUGCAAGUAGUAGUGUUGAUCUCUGGAAAUAUUUCUGCAACACUUACAUUUCUGAGUAUUCAGAACCUUUUCAGAAUUGUGUGCAAAAAACCUUAAAAUUAUAACUUGAGCAAAUUUGAACUUUGCUCAUCCAGUAUAUGCAGUUUUGGUCGCUACAUCUAGAUCCAUCUUUUUCUCAAUCUCAAUCUCAAUCUCGUAUUAAUAAUCAUGCUGGUUGGUGACAGUUUGACUAAAUUGAUUGAGUUAAAUUAGAAUAUUUUUUAUUGUAAGCUUAUCAAUUGAACUGAAUAUUCUAGUUUUAAGUUUAUAUACUGAUUUUUUAUUUUUUUCAAUUCCACUGUAGUUUACGAAAUUCCUGUGCACUUGUAUAUGUUUUUCGAAAUUAUGUCUGGAGAGAAAAGUUUGUAACCAAUAAAAAUAGUAAAAGUAC